GCUUGACACAAACACUCAGCUACUGCUGGACAGAUCCACAAGGAAAAAGUGACCCGACCAGACCAAACUUGAUUGGGCUUGACUUGGCUUGACUGCUGGAAAUACCAGGACCCCAGGUCAAGAUCAUGGAUUCAAGAAGUAUUCUUGUGAUGCUGUGUUUGCUAAUGGCAUCCUCAUGUCAGCCCUGGAAGUCACCAGACAGGCGGCAGCCUCCUCCUGUUGCGUCCUUCCUGAAACAGCUCCUGAAGAUCCGUGAAGGAGCAGAUGGUAGAGCCUUGCAGGAGCCUGGAUUAGAUGUGGGGGAAAGACCUACCAAGUGGGCACAGUUGGAGGGAGCAAGAAGCCAUCUGAACCUGUUUAGGAGUUCCGUUUCUGGGCAUCGUGUUCCUCGGCACCUACUGGCUUUCCCUUCUGUGCGUGGAUGUCACCUUGGCACCUGUCAGAUCCAGAACCUUGCCAAUCUGCUGUACCGUUAUGGAGGCAACAACCAGAAAGAUGAAUCCCACAAGAACAAUAAGGGUGCAGCUGAUCCCAUGGGCUAUGGACGCAGGAGACGCCGGUCAGCUGGACAUGGUGUGCCCACUCCCACUUAAAAGACAGUGUGCUGAGGAGGGAAAGAUGGGAACCAACUGAAUCAGGCUCUGGGCAGCCUCAAGGAACAGGAGAACAGGCUCUGUGAUUCACAGCGCUUGGAGGCUGUGCUCCAGAAACAGCAAUGGGCAACUACAGAGACUUUCUUGGCAAGCAUGGCCACCAUCUGAGAACUGGGAUGCUAGUGGGUUUUCUUAUAGCUCCAGCAGUUUAGUAUCCCCCAUUCCAGUUUAGAUUUGGGCCACUGGUGUCCAGACAAAGGGAUCCAGGCCGUAGAGUGGAUAGUUGUUACCAGUCACUCGGGUGGGACUCGCCCUCUGCUUUGCACUGCCCCCAGCUGUUCUUAUUCGAUGGAGUUAUUCAUGUAGUGGUAAGCCAAGAGCAUACACUGCACUGGAGCAGCAGCACAUUGCCAGAAUGCAGAGUGAAGAUGCUGUAUAACGCAAGGAAGCAGAUGGAAUAGUAGUAGUCUGAUCUCCAGAAAAACAUUGGAACAUCCCGGCAUUGUGGAAUAGCCCCUCUGCAAAGUAGAAGUGGACUUUACCCACUGUGUGAUACAGAGGGUGAGAGGGGUAAAAUCAAAGGAGUCCCAGGGCAUUCCUGGCUUGUGGGAUUCUUCUGUCCUUCAUCUGUGCAUCUGGAUUUGUUUUGAGAGAAGAUUUGAAGUAAAGAGAUUUAUC
Messenger RNA from Rhineura floridana, 1271 nucleotides. Its product is annotated as pro-adrenomedullin-like. Gene Ontology annotation, biological process: regulation of systemic arterial blood pressure; positive regulation of heart rate; adenylate cyclase-activating G protein-coupled receptor signaling pathway. The transcript is spliced from 4 exons. The coding region runs from base 126 to 593 and encodes 155 amino acids. Lineage: Eukaryota; Metazoa; Chordata; Lepidosauria; Squamata; Rhineuridae. Gene Ontology annotation, molecular function: hormone activity. Gene Ontology annotation, cellular component: extracellular region. The record is from RefSeq and is a predicted model, not a curated record.